AUGGAAAUCCAAACCGAACCUCUAGACCUAUCAACAAAAGGUACAAAUUCUCGAGUCAUGCUCAACAUAUUCGACUACAAAUUCUUAUCCGGCUUGAACAAGCACUUGCUCAAGUUGUACGAACGUACGCAAGUCCGGGGCAGGCGAGUGGACAGUCACAGGGCUAGUGGGAAGAACGUCUUACCUUGCCAAGUCUGCCUGAAGACCUUCGAUCGACCUUCACUGCUGAAGAGGCAUAUGAGAACACACACUGGUGAAAAGCCACACAAGUGUCCUGAAUGCGGCAAAUGUUUUACAGCCAGCUCCAACCUUUACUACCAUCGCAUGACUCAUACGAAGAACAAGCCCCACAAAUGCGGCGUGUGCCCCCGCUCGUUCCCGACGCCGGGCGAGUUGCGCGCGCACCGCGCCUCGCAUUUACCUGUGGAAAUGCGCACUCGCACCGAUGUGCAACUGGGGUCUAUAAUAGCCAGUGUUAUGCUUCCACCAAGAUAA
This is a messenger RNA of Plutella xylostella (diamondback moth), 495 nucleotides long. The record is from RefSeq and is a predicted model, not a curated record. Lineage: Eukaryota; Metazoa; Arthropoda; Insecta; Lepidoptera; Plutellidae.